AUGGCGUCACAAACUCCUCCAGCCAAACGAGCCGACGGCCAAGGAAGCAUCGACGACGACGUGCUCUACGAGAUCCUGCUCAGUCUCCCGGCGAAGCUGCUAUGCCGCCUCCGUGCCGUCUGCCGGUCUUGGCGGUCCCUCCUCUCCGCUCCGUCAUUCAUCGCCGCCCACACAGCGCGCCAAGCUGCCCCACUUCUCAUCGUCCACGUGCACGAUGCAUCUUCCCUCAACGUCCAUGUCCUAGACACAUCCUCUGGCCAAGUCGACAAACGGAUACGUGUCAAGACGCAGAGUAGCACUACGUGGGAUCACAAUUCUUUGAUGCUGAUGCGCACCCCCCACGACUUGCCGCUGGUUCACCUCCCUUGCGCAGACGACGAGCUUCGACUCCGGGUGCUUGACCCAGUGACGGGUGCCGAUUUCGCGUUACCUGAUGUCGACCACGAUAAACAGCACUGCUAUAGUGCAUUGUUUAUGAUCGGUAAAGUGUCGAGCGGAGACUACAAGGUGUUGUGCCUUAGUAUGUGUACGUCCGUGUCCAAUGGACAGCAGCUCUGCAAGGUUCUCAACCUCUCGGGCGACCGUCGGUGGAGAGACACGGCGUGCCCGCCGGCCAUGGUCAGGAUGGGCCGCCUGGACGGGGCAGCCGUCAAUGGGGUCGCUUACCUCUUGCUGACCACCAUACACCGCCGUCGUCUGCAGGGUUCCAACGGAUGUAUCGUGGCAUACGACCUGGAGAAGGAGGCAUGGCGGCCAGCUUCUCUGCCAAUCCCGGUACCCAGCAACAAACAACGGCCAAGAGACAUGUUCCACCACGUCUUGGCCGAGCUGAGCGGCUGCUUGGCCCUACUAUACGACGACGGACACUCGUUUAUGGAGUUGUGGUUUCUCGUGGACCCUGACAAGGUUACCUGGUCUAAGCAGUGCACCAUCACCGUGCCGUAUCCUUAUCAGGGUGUCGGAUAUCGGGGGGAGCCCUUGUGGUUGCUAGAUGAUGGGAGGCUCAUCAUUUGGAUUUGGAGGUCUCCAGAAUUUUCCAACGUAUUGUGUAUGUAUGAUCCAAGAACCAUGACCUAUACGGAUGUGACAGAGAUGCCAAACAGCACGCCAGGAGGAGUGUACACUGGGAGCUUGUUGGGUGGAGGGAGUUUUCACCUUCUCCACCAAGGAGGUUUAGUACAAGUACAAUGA
Molecule: messenger RNA, 1191 nt
Organism: Aegilops tauschii subsp. strangulata
Lineage: Eukaryota; Viridiplantae; Streptophyta; Magnoliopsida; Poales; Poaceae
Product: F-box protein At3g07870-like
Molecular function (GO): protein binding
Source: RefSeq, a predicted model, not a curated record